AUGAAGCAAAAGACCGGCGAUACGUAUGCUGUGACCACGCACGAAACACUCUACAAAUCUGUUGAGGACCGCAUUACUGAUGCACAAGACGAGAAACGAAGUGCUGAAGCAAAAUUGGCAUCCGCCAAACAACUUCUUCGCUCACAGGAAGAAGCACUCAAGCUACGCGACGAUGAGCGCCGUCAGAUGAAGUCGAAAAUUGUGGCGUUCGAAUUGGAGACCCGUGGAAAAGAGGCUCAAAUCAGACAUCUUAAC
Messenger RNA from Anisakis simplex (herring worm), 255 nucleotides. The record is from the annotation of a GenBank genome assembly. Lineage: Eukaryota; Metazoa; Nematoda; Chromadorea; Rhabditida; Anisakidae.